GGUCUUCCCUUCCAGUCUACCUUCCCCUCAACAACCUCAUGUUUCUCCUAGAAAUUGCUCAUAAAUAAGUACUUUUCUUUUAAGUGCACGCUAGCAUGUAAAGCACUGAAAAAGAAAAGUAGGUAAUAACACUAUGCUUGGAACUGUAAACAGACUAAUACCAUGGUUGUCUGUGCCGGUUUGCCUUGCUGCUUGUUUUGACAGAAGCUCCACAGAUGAUGCCCAGGAUGGGUCUCUCUUGCAUUUGAUUUUGGGCUCCAUUUAUGGGCAAACAGAAUAUUCCUCAAUAUUGGCAGCCGCCACUGAUGCAUCUAAUUACCUCGAGCUCAUCGCCAGAUCGAUUAGUAUCAACUGACGUUAUUUUUACCCAUGGUAAACAUAUCUGUCUAUUAUUUCAUCCGACUAUAAUAUAAUAUAUAUAUAUAUAUAUAUAUGGUGGCUACUUUGGUGCACUCACUUUUUUGGGUGCAUUCAGUGCACCCACCUCUAAAAGUGGUCAUAAUACAUCAAAUUUUGAAAUUUAAUGGGUAGCAUUAGUCUCAUAUGAUGAUAUAACAUAAAAUCACAACUAAUCAACCCAUUACCCUAACCUAUUAACAUUCAAUUUUGAAUCUAAACCCAAAAUCCCAAAUUGUAAACCCUAACCCUAACCCUAAAUUCCUAAACCCUGAAUCAUUCAAAUUAAAGUGAACCUUGAUUGAUUUUUGUACAAAUUCAUGUGGUUCUUGUUCAUCAUACUACAAGGGAUGAUUGACAUCGUUUUCACAUGAAUCGUCUGCUCAGAAUGACGAUUAUGAGGCGGGUGCAUUGAAUGCACCCAAAAAAGUGAGUGCACCGAAGACAUAACCAUAUAUAUAUAUAGUUCAGGCUAGCGUACACCCGCCGUACAUUGUACGCCUGUGUUCACACCUGUUAAUAUUUUUAAUUAAUAAUAAUUAAAUUAAUAAUUG
Linum trigynum is the source of this 950-nucleotide messenger RNA. The record is from the annotation of a GenBank genome assembly. Lineage: Eukaryota; Viridiplantae; Streptophyta; Magnoliopsida; Malpighiales; Linaceae.